ACACAGUUCGCUUUGCGGAAUUUAUGUUUGUCGAAUACUUUCAGAACACUCUGAAACAUUUGUGUCGUCUCUUCAACGUGUCGACCUGUGUUGUCAUACAUCAUCAACAUGGAUGUUUACCCGCAGUGAAAGACAGUGAAUGCGAGCAGUAGCAGUGAGUAAACCAGCUCGAAAACAGCAAAAUGAUCCCAAAUGUUCUCUCAGUUAUCUCCCUUUCAUUGCUUGUUGGACUGGCCUCUGCUGUAGGACCAACGUCGCUUAAGGCACAUGAUCCCCUGUGCGACAUCCAGUCUCCCGUUUCUCAAACUAAAAGCUGCCGCCCAUUAAGAUAUUUUUAUAACAAGGAAACAGGUCUCUGUGGGCGCACUUGCAGCAGUAAUGCUCCAUUCAGUACAAGGAUGGAAUGCGAUAUGUCAUGUAGAAGUGUGGUCGUCUGCUUCAUCCGAAUGCGGCCUCAGCCCUGUGACGGCAGCUUCAGCGUAAAGGUAUUCCGUUUCAACGCACACAAAGGAAAAUGCUAUUCAAGGAAGGGUUGCACAUACAGAGGAAACAACUUUCCAACUAUGGAAGAGUGCAUGAGCACUUGUAGCGCAGGCGCAGGAUCCACCGACGAAAGUGAUGAUGAUGAAGGUGGCAGUAGCCAUUUGCAGCAGCAGAGGCAUGUGCACUUGCCGCUUUAUAAGUUGGUGGUCCGAAUACAGCGGAACGGUACACAGCCUAUCGCGCCGGAAUUAUCUAAUACUGGAGGAGCGCCAAGCAUUCCCCAACGUGUUUCAGGCCAACAACAAAUGACCGGAGCAACUGCCACGAGUCCAGCGGAGAGCCCACCACUGCACUCAGAUACUGCAGUCGAAUCAGGAAUUGCCCAACAUGAUGGACGGUGCACUGCCAAUAUCUCGAAGUCCACGCCUUCCUGCAACUCGCCUAUGUACUACUUCGAUCAGACUACGCGGCUCUGCAGACGCACCUGCUCUGAACAGGCACCGUUUCAAUCUAAAUCGGAAUGCGACGGCAUAUGCCGAAGCGUUCUUGUGUGUUUUGAUAAACAGCGACCUCAUCCCUGCAAGACCAAUAGCAACAACGUUGUAUAUUACUUCGAUGCUCACAAAGGAAAGUGCUUUGCUAGAACAGGUUGUACUUACACAGGGAACAACUUUCCGACUAUACAAGAGUGCAAGCGCACAUGCGGUGCAUACGCAGGGUUCAAAGGGCAGACUGAAGUCAACAAAGAUAUUGCGCUCGUUCCAAACAACGGGAGGCCAUCACAGCCGCUGGACCAAGGUGUGCCAAGCCAGGAGACACCACGCAAUGUUACACGUGAACAAGCAACUCACUCAGAAGGCUACUUCGUGUCGCCAAAUAACAGACCAGCCUUCGCAAUUCCAGAGGAUGGCACAGCUUUGCCACCAAAUACGUCACAUGGAGAAGUGCCCGCAUCUCCUGCGCUGGGCAUCGAUGUGCCGCCGAUUAUCAGCCCAGCGACACCUCCGGGAGGAAGUAAACCUGACUCAUCAGAUGCUGCAAUAGCAUCGACUAUUCCCCAACAAGAUCACAGGUGCUCUGUUACUGUAACCAAAGAAACAGACACGUCUUGCAAGGCACACAUGUACUAUUUCGAUUCAAGGACCCGCCUUUGCAAACCUACAUGCUCAGAAAUGGCGCCAUUUGUGUCCAGAACCGGAUGCAUCAGGAACUGUCGUAGUGUUCUCGUCUGCUUCGUCAAGCGCCUCCCUAACAUUUGCGGACGCAAUCGCAAGAUCACGGUGUACUACUACAACCCUCGCAAAGGGAGAUGCUUUGUAGGGAAAGGCUGCACAUACCAAGGGAACAACUUUCCUACCUUAGGCGAGUGCCAACGAACGUGCGGUGCAUUCACAGGCUUAGAGGAGCCCAGUGAAGCAGAGAAUAUCAGCGGGAACAGAGACAGUACCAGUGAGCCACCGCUGGAACAACCUGACGAACCUGUGACGGAGCAGAUGCCAAGUACCACACCUGUGCCACCCGUGACGGAACAGGUGCCAAGUACCACACCUGUACCAACUAUACCACCCAUGCCCGAACCUCCGAGACCCGGAAUUGUUUCGUGGGUACCACAAAACGAGCCAGUCAGAGUGCCGCCACCGACAAGCACGUCUACGCGAAUGACGCCACCGACUCAGCCCUUCGAAACUGGGAUAAUGCCAGCAGUCCCACAUCAUGAUUCAAGGUGCAUCAUAUUUUUUCCCGGAUCGCCAAACGACUACUGCAAAGCACGAAGAUUUUACUUCGAUAUGAGACGUCGUCUUUGUAUGCCUACCUGCUCAAAAUGGGCACCAUUUGAGUCAAGAUCUGAGUGCAAUGUCUUGUGUAGAAGCGUUUUUGUGUGCUUUAUUGAACGCCGAAACGCACUCUGCAAAACUCGUCGCAGUGUCACCGUCUUCUAUUACGACUUCCACAAAGGAAAGUGCGUUAACGGUAAAGCGUGCGAAUACAGAGGAAACAACUUCCCAACAGCAGAAGAGUGUGAACGAACUUGUAGUCCAAUCACAGGUGAACACGAGCAGGCGCUGGACAGCGGCCCCCAUAUCAUUGCAAGCCCAUCAAUGCUGUCCAAUCCAGUAUACCCGAUGCAGUACCAGCCGAAUACAAUAGCGGUGCCACCCCCUCUGCCGCCUCUCCCGGUGCGUCAUGCGAACAAACCUAUAUCACCACUGCUGAGACCUGAAGCUGAGCAUGUGUACCCGGAAGACUCAGCCGUUCAAAUUCUUUCACCGUUGAACUUUUCUUCAAGGACGCCGGUUCAACAGUCGGUCACAACACAGCAAAUUUACCCAGCCAUAGUGCCGAAACAAAGUAGCACACUGAAGGCGUCGCCAAUUGACCAGGUACCAACACAGCAAAAACUCAACGGCCUAGUUGUUCCAACUAAACACCACCUCCACCCACAGAUUGCUGUGGCAUCCCCACUAAAACAUGAGGUCGGCCAGCCACAUGUGAUUGUGGCUCCAGUAUCGGCCACAAAAAAUGCAACACUGCUAAAGUCGAUUACCUCAGCGAUCAGAUCUGUCAAGCAGGAACACUUGAGUUCACCUGUGUUGUCGUCCUUUCAACAGCAGGUCAGCCAUCAGCAUUUAAGUACACCGAUGCUGCCUUUAAAGAAACAAGCCGUAAUAGAUCAAAAGAUGCGCGUGCCAGCACCACCACCGCUUAGAAAGCAUAUCUCUCAACAGCAGGAGAAUACCGCUGUGCUCGCACCGAUUACCCAGGAGGCAACCUUGAAGCAGGUCAAAACGUUAGCGGUACCGCAGACACAACAGGUGGCGCAGCACAAGCUGAAUUCCCAAGUUGUAUUACUGACUGAGCAGCCGUCAUCACAGCAGGUACCGAAUAAUCUAAUAUCGCUACCUGCUCAACAAAUAGUCACGCGGCAUAACCUAGAUGCACAGACUGUAUCACACAUAGAACAAACGAAAGUGCAGGAACAAACAGAGGCCCACAAAUUAUCAGUAGUUCCACAGACAGUCACACAGCAAGUACUGACCACGUCCGCAGCAACACAAAUUGGUCACCAAAGCAGGCUGCUCCCAAUACCGACACGAGCCGUCUCCCAAAUACAAGCACAGACCACGAAACAGCAACUCAGUACAGCUAUGGGCUCACCGACUCCGCAGCUCGUAACCCAGCAACACCUUGCAAGUCCCGUCGGUCCACCACUUCAGCAUUGGACCGCUCCACAGCAGGUCAGCAGCCAGAUGUUUCCACUUUUUCCCAGGCCAUGGCCUUUCGGUUUCCGGUGAUACUCAGCGAACACAUUGUCAAAUACAAGUUUGCAGGAUGAAAAAGGAGGACAGAAAUAUCUCUAUGCAAUGACGAGAAUUGAACAACACCCUUGUUCUGGAACAUCUUAUUUCACUGGAACAAUAAUUGCAUAACAUAUUAUACCAAUGAAUACCUCUCAUUCACCGCGUCAACGUCUUCGAUAUCCUCUCCUGCUACAUACCAUUAGAACUUUUAAGAGAAGAU
Dermacentor albipictus is the source of this 4002-nucleotide messenger RNA. RefSeq names its product papilin-like. Gene Ontology annotation, molecular function: serine-type endopeptidase inhibitor activity. The record is from RefSeq and is a predicted model, not a curated record. NCBI's taxonomy places the organism in Eukaryota, Metazoa, Arthropoda, Arachnida, Ixodida, Ixodidae.